Parnassius mnemosyne (clouded apollo) is the source of this 840-nucleotide messenger RNA. NCBI's taxonomy places the organism in Eukaryota, Metazoa, Arthropoda, Insecta, Lepidoptera, Papilionidae. The record is from the annotation of a GenBank genome assembly.
CUGUAUGGUAAACUUGUAAAUAGUAGUAAGGUGCUCCACAAGUUCACUGUAGAUCUGCCGAAGAAGCACGGUCGUGGUGGUCAGUCUGCGUUGCGUUUCGCCCGUCUCCGAAUGGAAAAGCGUCACAACUACGUGCGCAAAGUUGCAGAGGUUGCUACACAAUUGUUCAUCAGUGCAGACCGUCCCAACGUAGCAGGACUGAUUUUGGCGGGUUCCGCUGACUUCAAGACUGAACUGUCCCAGUCCGAUAUGUUUGACCCACGUCUCCAAUCCAAAAUCAUCAAGCUGGUGGAUGUGUCAUACGGAGGAGAGAAUGGUUUUAACCAGGCCAUCGAGCUCGCGGCGGAAUUGUUGCAGAACGUCAAGUUUAUUCAGGAGAAGAAACUGAUUGGGCGCUACUUUGAAGAGAUCUCACAGGACACGGGCAAGUACUGCUUUGGAGUGGACGAUACACUGCGCGCCCUUGAACUUGGCUCUGUGGAGACGCUCAUCUGCUGGGAGAACCUUGACAUACAGAGAUACGUUCUGAAGUCGCAUGCCGCCAACCAGGAGACCAUUUUGCACUUGACACCUGAACAAGAGAAGGACAAGUCCCACUUCACCGAUAAAGAUAGCGGUGUUGAGCUUGAGUUGGUGGAGUGUCAGCCGUUGCUUGAGUGGCUCGCCAACAACUACAAGUCCUUCGGAGCCACACUUGAAAUCAUCACAGACAAGAGUCAGGAGGGCAGUCAGUUUGUGAGAGGAUUUGGAGGUAUUGGAGGCAUACUCCGCUACAAAGUGGACUUUCAAUCUCUCCAAUCCGACGAACCGCUGGACGACGUGGACCUCGAUGACUAUUAA